UUUCUGUAAUCAUAUUUUAUACAAUCUAUUAUUAAUGGAAUUACUGCAAAAAAAUUCUCAAACUAAUUUUUUUUGCAAGAAAAACCCUCACCUCAAAAAAAUGCAAGUCAAUCUACUCACCUCAGAAGUCACCCGCAAAAUAACCCCUUUGUGAAGAAGCUGUUAUAUCGUCGACGGAAAUGAAAACACUGCGUUUGGUUUAAAGAAAUAUUGAACGAAAACCGUGUUGUUUUGGGUUUCUGAUACUGCAUGUGGGGUUUAUUUAACAAAGAAGUAAAGAAAGAUCGAGCAAUUAGGGAUAAUAUUAGGGUUUACGCGGCGAGUAUCAAUCGGGACAUCGACAAAGAGAUACGACAAUUCUGUUGGAGCAGCUCUUCCUCAAGAUCAAGUGUUAGCUAUAGAGGUCGACAUGAAGGCCAAUUUGGGAUUCCCUGAAAGUAUUUGUGUGGUGGUAAUGUUGCGCUUCAGACUGCCCACGUUGGUCCAGAUCCCGGAUGGUCGCCACCACAUUAGGAAGUGGUGGGAUGAAGCAAUGAUGGAUGAGGUCAAUGAGCUUAUUGAGAAUGUGGAUGACCUGUCGAAACGGUUGAAUGGUCUUGUUUCACGACCUGAAAUGGAGACAUUGUGUCACAACCUGCAGAAGGUUGUUGAAGAGAUUGAAGAGCUGAAGAAAACAUUUGAAGACCCAGAUCUGGUGGAGAAGAUCAAGGAGUUGGCGAAGGUUGAUGCUCAUGGCGCAGAGCUCCAGUUCAAGAUUGCUGUGGUGGUGGGUGUUGUUGUGAUCUUCAUGGUUUUGAUCAUC
This is a messenger RNA of Thlaspi arvense, 802 nucleotides long. The record is from the annotation of a GenBank genome assembly. Lineage: Eukaryota; Viridiplantae; Streptophyta; Magnoliopsida; Brassicales; Brassicaceae.